CGCGUCUCCAGAUCGAUCUGAACCAGGCCUGUCGACAGCGCUCGGAUGUGAGAGGAGCGCUCAGACACGGCCUGCCUUGUGCCCAUUGGCUGUCGGCGAGGGCGAUGUCGUCUCCAAGUUGCCCAAGGAGCCGGAGCCGGCCUGGCCUGGGCCGUGGGCCGUUUAAGCCCGAGCGAUCGCAGAUGGGCAGGGGAGCGCUUCUGCAUCACCAUGUUCCUCACGUUGGACGAGCGAAGCCACUGCCCACCUGGGCAUCUUUGUCUUCGGGAGGAAACUGGCUGUGGCUACCCGUCGCCGCCCAGCCAGGCUCAAGAGCCAGCCACAAAAAGGAAAGCGGGCGAGGUGUAGGUGGCCCAAGGUAGGGCCCAAGUUCCCUGGGCCCAGGGCAGGACAGUUGAUUUCUUUCCCCCCGUCUUUCCUCGCGUCUUGUCUUCUCUCUGCCACCUCUGUCUGGUCGUCUGGUCGUCGUCUGGUCUUGUGGUCGUCUGCGCUGCCGUCCGUUGUCGAGCAAGAUUAUUGAGUUUGUCGGUUCCCCGGGCAUCGACUUGGCCCUACCGUCACCGUCACGGCCAUCCUUCACGUUGCAUUCACCAAUCUCACCCUGUUACUUCCUGGCCUGCAUAAUUACGCUCGUUGUCGAAUUGCCACACUCGAUACCCUGAUUUGGUCAUUCACGAGCGUUGCGACCCCUGCCGUCACAAGUAUAAGACAGUCGGCCGCUCAUCAGACUUGAUACACCCCGUACCCGUGCCCGAACCCGUGCCCGGUCUCUUGCUCGCCGUCUGGAGCCAGCCGACAUGGAAACUCAAAAUCCUUGUUACGGGACUCUGGUGGCUCUCGAAGGCUCACCUGAUGCCGUCAAAACGCAGCUGAACUUAUUACCAGCAUCGCCUCAACUGCUGGUCCUGCCCAGUUUGCAGAGCUACAUGGGGAACCCCGGUGACGGCACAUUCCAUGCACGUUCGUUGAUCAAGCAAGUGCACAAUGCUGCAAACAAGAGGCAAGAGGACGCCGUCCGAUUCUUACAACAUGCAACCCCCACCAACAAAAGGCUGGUCUUCCUGAACGGCGGCACCGCAAGUGCCGUCUCCUACUGCAUAACAGCCAUCAGCGAAAACCAGACGUCCGGAGACAUCCACGAGGCAGAAUUGAUGUUUAGGAAUAUCGCUCUCGAGGGGCUCAGGGGCUUGGAUCGUGAGGACAAGCACUCAGAUGAGGCGACACUGUGCAUGUUGGGCAGGGAAAAGAUUUCUGGCGAGUCAAUCUUGGGCAUCGAGGAACCCGAAGACCCGAUCACCAGGGCGAUGAGGGCAGCUGAUAUGCUCUACAAAGAGACGGAUUCCCUGCAACCGAUCGACUGCUACAUCAGGACCCGGCCGCGGAGCCUGAGCCUGCCUAUGUAUGGAUAUUCGGAUGGAACGGGCGAACCAUCGCCCUUCUUUGUUUUUGGGCCGGCACCUCACGACGACACCCAGUCGCACUCGGAAGACGACAACAACAACCUGGUGGACUGUCGGGGCAUGGCAGAGGACGAGUUCGCGAAGCUCUGUGCCAUCAAGUUCCAGACUGAUGCCUCUGGUGAGGACCUGCCCGCCCUAGAUCAUUCAGCAGACUGUACAGGCGAGUCUUACUGUGUCGCAGAGGCAAGAUCCUCGACCCGUAGGUCGGACGCCUUGUUGUCGCCUCCUGCGACGCCGGAUGGCGUUGUCUAUGGUGAGGCACGGGUGGUGCAGAUGCGAGCGUCAAAGAUGCAGGUGACACUGAGAGAGUCUCGCUCUCUUGAUGACCUUGAGUUGGAGGCAACUAGAAGCCGCCGCGCCGAGUUGGAGAUGACUUCGAUAGCGGGCCGGGUAGCACCGCCCGUCGAUAAUCCAGACGCCAGAAGCCGGCAUUUGUCUAUCAACGACAAGCCAUACCCAACCAGUACCCUCCUUCAUUUGCCCCAAGCCCGGUUUGUCAAGGCCAACACAACGACGAUCCGGAAGUCUCCCACCUUUGUGAGACGCGUGCCAAAGCCUGCAAGAGAUUGUUACGUCGAUCGAGGGACGGACGCCGCUGCAGACAUGCAGGAGGACCUGGAUGAGCCCUUCCAGCCGCUUCUGCCAAUAUUGGAAGACCUUUCAAUCCACAUGACCAGCCAGGCAACUGAUGCGGUCCUUGGAAUGGUAAUUGAGUACUUCAAGGCUGGAGCAUUUCCCGUCGCACCAUUUCCUGCUUCACUGCAGACUUUGCCGACUGAUUCUUGCCCGUCGACCCCCAGGACGGCAGAUUUGUUCGAUCUGGAACAAGAUGCAGAUGCAGGCCUAUCCCCUGUCAUUGAGCAUCCAGGAGCUGAAGAAGCAGGGGAGUACGACCCAUUCGCGGCUCGAGGACGCGAUGUCAGAGCAUCUUGCCUUGCUCUCCAACCACCGAGCCCCCCUCCCCCAGCAAGUGUGCCGCCGGACUCGCGUCAGCCACCGAUCUCAGCCCCGAUAUCUCCAAUGAUACAAAGGGACAUGGAGUCUAGGUUCCACGACUUCUCAACUACAGGAAGUCUGAACGCAGUCGCGACGCAGAAUGCACUCAGAUCCGUGUUAGAGGUGUACUUUCCCCCACCUGACAGCAGCUGCCCCCAUCAGAUCGACUUCCCAAUGCUUCAGGAUAUCGGUAGCCUAUGGCGGCCGAUCUUCGGUAAAAAGGCAACCUCGGAUUGCGGCGAUGACAAUUCCGAGAACACGCCAGACUUGAUUCUCGCGAUGGGUCGCCAGAAUGGUGUCAAGAGGGAAUUGCUUUCCACACUCACUGGCCAGGUGGAAAGGCUCGGCACAAAGUCGAGCGGGAUGUCCCGAAGCGGUCGUUUGGAUCUGAGGUAUCUGGUAGCCAACGCGAUGCAAUCACUCGCUGUUCAGGCGGUGGCUCACCACACCCAGACCAAACCUUCCAACGACCCCUACUUCCUGGCUGGCCUCGUAGUCCCUCAGCUUGAGGCAUACCUAGCAGCCAACUAUGGCACUCGCUUCCUCCUGCUGGAAUACCCAGCGGAGCAUCUGGCGACGGUGCUGGCUCUUCAGAGACUGAUCGGCUCCGAGUUGUUCAAGGUCGCUGGGAUAAUUGAUUCGGAGGCGACCUCUCCUUCUCCAAUCGGUGUCUCAUCCCCGAUCUCGAGCAGAAAUAAUUCCUACUCUACCGUUCCGUUGAGCAAUACAGAUGCCUGUGGUCUGGACUCCUUUAAUCUUCCGGGCUCACCCUUCCCAGGCAAAGGGCCGGACACACAACCGGAAAAUCCGAAAUACUCCUUCUCUGAGGCCAACUAUCUCCUCACGAGCUCAGCUACUGCAUCUGAGAUAUCAGCCUUCACCGCGACCAUCCUGAAGGACCUAACCGACAUUGACAACUUCUAUACGCCCGAUGCAAGCAACCCGCCACCCGGCCGGCCCGGCACGGCCGCCGCCGGCACAGCCCUUCCAGCGCUGAUGAGCAAGUUCACUUUGCAGGGGCCCAACGGUUCACCGGCUUACACGCACACCGCCGUGCUCGGCCCUGCUGUGAACCUGCCAGUGUCGCCCCCAUACACCAAUGACGGGGACGCUGGGUCCGGAAGGAGCACCCCACGAGUCGUCGCGGCCUCCGGAUUAGCUGCGCACAACUUUCCCUUUCCGCCUCCCCCUGCCCCACGGUCGCCCUCACCAGCCCCAUCCGUCGCCAGCUCAAGAUCACGUGGGCCAGGUGGCCCGCACGGCGCGCGAGCGCGGUCGCAAACCCGGCGGAGGCUAGGAAGGAUGGGUAAUGAGGGCGGCCCUGACGAUGCGGCCAGCAUGUACGCCGUCAGUGUUGUGGAAGACGGCGAAUUUUACGAUGAGGAAGAGAAGCGGCUGAUGCCUCUAUACUUGCGGCAGAGCGAAAUGAGAAAAGGCAACAGUCGGAAGGCUUUAAAAUGGCUUGGUUUAGCAUAAGCUGAUCUAGUAAUAUACUUAUAUAUGUU
Diaporthe batatas is the source of this 3961-nucleotide messenger RNA. RefSeq lists its product as uncharacterized. The transcript is spliced from 2 exons. The coding region runs from base 798 to 3932 and encodes 1044 amino acids. NCBI's taxonomy places the organism in Eukaryota, Fungi, Ascomycota, Sordariomycetes, Diaporthales, Diaporthaceae. The record is from RefSeq and is a predicted model, not a curated record.